This is a messenger RNA of Rangifer tarandus platyrhynchus (Svalbard reindeer), 960 nucleotides long. The record is from the annotation of a GenBank genome assembly. Lineage: Eukaryota; Metazoa; Chordata; Mammalia; Artiodactyla; Cervidae.
AUGGAGGGGAAGAUACAGCCUGUGCUGUGGGUGCUUUGUGCAGUCUGGAUGACUGUCUAUGCCAUCUCUGUGGAAACCCCAAAGGAUGUUCUUCGGGCUGCUAGGGGGAAAAAUGCUACCCUUCCGUGCUCCUACCAAACUUCCUCCCCCAACCGAGACGGGUUUAUCCAGUGGGACAAGCUUCUAAGGAGUCAUACGGAAGGGGUGCUCAUCUGGACAUUUUCGACCAAAAAGUAUAUCUAUGGUGAACUUUAUCAGAAUCGUGCUAGAGUAUCAAACAAUGCUGAGCAGUCAGAUGCCUCCAUCACCAUUGACCAGUUGACCAUGGAUGACAAUGGCACCUAUGAGUGCUCCGUCUCACUGAUGUCAGAUCUGGGUGGCGUUUCCAAGUCACGUGUCCAUCUCUUGGUCCUUGUGCCGCCCUCCAAGCCAGACUGCAGCAUUCAGGGAGAGACCGUCAUUGGGAACAACAUCCAGCUGACCUGCCAGUCAAAGGAGGGCUCCCCAGCCCCUCAGUACAGCUGGAAGAGCUACAAUGUCCUGCACCAAGAGCGUCAAGUCUCAGCAGUCACAGGACAGACCUUCUCUCUGAAGAACAUCUCCACAGAAAUGUCGGGUUACUACAUCUGCAUCUCCAGCAAUGAGGUGGGGACCGAAUCCUGCAACAUCACUGUGGCUGUCAGACCUCCCUCCAUGAACGUGGCUCUGUAUGCGGGCAUCGCUGGGGGCGUGGCUGUGGCUCUCGUCAUCAUUGGCAUCAUCCUCUACUGCUGCUGCUGCCGGGACACCGGCAAGGCUGAGGACACCGACGUCGCACGGCCGAAUCGGGCGGCCUACCGGGAGCCACCAGAGCAGCUGACAGAGCUUUCCAGAAGACGAGAAGAGGAGGGAGAGGAUGACUACAGGCAUGAAGACCAGAGGGACGCCGGCCGAGAGACCACUGACCAGGCUGGCCGAUGA